AUGAUAUUGUAUGGUUUCACAGUAAUAUCGUCGAUCGCCGAGCCCGUACUCGGAUGGAUAGAUAACGUUAAUGGACCGAUCGGCCUCAUGUUGGCGUGCGGUAAAGGCAUAACGCAGGUCACGCUGGCUCAUAAAGAUUCCACCCCGGACUUUAUGGCCGUCGACGUGUCGAUUAAGGCGAUGAUCGUGGCAGCUUAUCACCGUGGGAUACACAACUCGUCGUCGGACAAACCUUUGACGGUGUACAACUCAUCGUCGGUUAAGAAGUCGAUUACCAAUGGCCAAAUUAUGCAACUCGCGGUAAAGUAUUUUAUGUUGCAUCCGUUUGAUGAGAUUUUAUGGAGGCCAAGAAUUUUAAUUACGGGUUCAAAACGGCUUUUUUACUAUCUCACCAUUAUUCAGCAAGUUUUACCGGCUAUGCUCAUUGAUUUCGUUCUGAAGACAAUCGGAAAACCACAAACAGUUAACUUGGUAAAUUUGCAGCGAAAAAUAUAUAUAGCGACAAUGGCGUUGUCGAAUUUCACUUUGCAGACAUGGACGUUCAAAAACACAAAUUUCUUAAGUCUGCUCCCACACAUCCCGGAAGAUGAAAAAGACGAUUUCGAUUUCGACUUUAACGAUAUAAAUGUAGAAGAUACGUUUAUAACUUGCCUUACUGGAGCUCAAAAAUAUUUGUUCAAUACCAAUCCCAAUAAAAUAACUCAAGCGAGGAAGAAAAUGAAAAAAUUUCUUUGGAUCGACAGAGUUUGGAUAACACUGUUAAUUGUUUUUAUUGCGUACUGCUUAUAUUCAAUCAUAUCCUGGAGAUUUUGA
This is a messenger RNA of Macrosiphum euphorbiae (potato aphid), 813 nucleotides long. NCBI's taxonomy places the organism in Eukaryota, Metazoa, Arthropoda, Insecta, Hemiptera, Aphididae. The record is from the annotation of a GenBank genome assembly.